AUGACUGCAGAGUGCCACAUUCUGAGGGAGACUGAAGUUCCAGGCUACUUUUUGAACCUCGACGGCCAGGCCGUCGAAGUCAACGCAGCAAAGGUCACAACCAGCUUUGGGUUCAAGAACCACGUUGCCGCAAACAUCGUCAGAGAUGACAAGAUACACGAUUUGCAAAACGCAGUUAGAGUCUGCCUGAUAGAUGACUAUAUUCUGCACGCCGAGGAUACCUGCAAAGACAUGUUCGAGAUAGAUCUCAACGAUGUCGAAGCUACAGUAACAAGGUGGUGUGAGGAUAGCAUCGAGUUUCAGAAGGCACUGUACGGGGCGCUUGACAGGGUCAAGAACACCUUCGUCAUGGUACCGGGUUACGAAAACGAGCUGUGUAGCAUGUUGUGUGCCCAGGUGGAAAACGCAGUGACCGCCUAUAUCGCAAACAAAAAUGACGAGCUCAAGUGCUCCAAACACAACAUGUGCGAACUCACCCUCAACUUCGCAUUCGAUUACCUCAAUGAGCACAUUAUGGAGCACUUCAGGAGCACUUAUAGCAAGCAAGAGGAUAUUUUACAGGUUUGUUUAGUUAUAAACAUGCAACAUCGCAAUCAGAAUCGCAUCAUCAAACUUCGGAAGGAGAUGAACCUCAAUUCCACGCUUAACCUCCUGGACGGCAAAAGGCAGACCACCAACCACAACCUCAACCCCUCUUGCGAAGCUCUCAAAAUGAUGGCACAAACCAAGCUCCCGCAAGACAAGCUCAAGCACCUCGCCCGAGCCAUACAGUUCAACAAACCGGAGUCCCGUGACGAAGCCGCGUCAUUAUUCAUAUUGACGCUAGUGGCUAGCGGGCUCACGGAUGCUGUUGCCAAUUACGCGCUGGUUGACAUGUACGCCUCAGCAAAGUUCUGCAGGCACAAAGUGCCAACUCAACACCUAGACACAUUUAGAGAAGGACUGCAGUUUCUGCUAGAACACGCCUAA
Babesia ovata is the source of this 969-nucleotide messenger RNA. RefSeq names its product prophage integrase, putative. Bases 1 to 969 code for a protein of 322 amino acids. Lineage: Eukaryota; Apicomplexa; Aconoidasida; Piroplasmida; Babesiidae. The transcript has 4 exons. The record is from RefSeq and is a predicted model, not a curated record.